Ruditapes philippinarum (Manila clam) is the source of this 513-nucleotide messenger RNA. Its product is annotated as transcription intermediary factor 1-alpha-like. Gene Ontology annotation, biological process: positive regulation of DNA-templated transcription. Gene Ontology annotation, cellular component: nucleoplasm; chromatin. The coding region runs from base 1 to 513 and encodes 170 amino acids. The record is from RefSeq and is a predicted model, not a curated record. NCBI's taxonomy places the organism in Eukaryota, Metazoa, Mollusca, Bivalvia, Venerida, Veneridae. The transcript has a single exon. Gene Ontology annotation, molecular function: zinc ion binding; ubiquitin-protein transferase activity.
AUGGAGGUUUCGGGAAAGAAGGAAAAUAAACAUCAAGUUCAAAUUUCAUCUUCGGGGUCAUCUCAAAGUUGUAAAGUAUGUCAACCUUGUAAAGCUGACGGUGAGAGUUUAGAAGCCGAUGGUUUCUGUCAGAACUGCCAGGAGUAUCUAUGUAAAACGUGUAUCAAAUAUCAUCGCAAAGUAACUGUCAGUAAACAUCAUACUAUUCUGGAUAAGGCUACUAUGCCGAAGAAUGUUGAACCACAAAUUGUCAAACGACUAUGUACUGAAACCUGCGAGAAACACAAAUUAAAGAUUAUCAAGUACUUCUGCAGUGAUCAUGAUACAGUUGGGUGCGGUAAUUGUAUGGUAAUUGACCACAAGGCAUGUCAUGUUGAGUUUAUCCCAGAUAUAGCUGACGAAUUCAUCAACGGCGAGGCAUAUAAAGCUAUUCUUGAUAGACUCGAGAAACUCCAAACAAAGGUUGAUUCCAAGAUAAUGGCAACAGGGACAGGCAGGGAAACAUGUGCUUAA